AUGACACAAACUUCAAAGGCUUUGACAUCAGCAGAAAUCAUCAGCUCAAACACAGUUAAAACAUCUACCUCUAUACCUCCCUCAAAUGCCACUGUCACUGUGACAACACCAUCUACAACUCCUCAGUGCAGAGAUGAGGACUGUCAGUGUGACAGGGGAGAGUGUAUAUUCAACACGACACUAGGCAGAUGUCACUGCCAUUGUCAAGAAUCAGUCUAUGGAGAUUCCUGUGUUUUUGGACAGAACAACACCAACCCUAAUAUUGAUACCGGAGCAAUACCAAUUCGACAAGUAAAUGUUAUGUUGAAAAUCAACAUGACUUUUGUGGAUGCUUAUUCUAAGUUAAACUCACCUGAGUCAUUGAAGUUCAUCAAUACGUUAACAGAGGAGCUCGAAGCCCUGUGCAAAGAAGCGGAUCCACUGGCCUUUAAAAAAGUACAAAUCAAAAAAUUAAUACCAGGAAGUGUUGUUGCAGAGAGUGUAGCGGAGUACAACUAUCUGAACAAUGAAACACAAAUCCACUAUGUCAACACUGAGCUACAUGGUGUGUUGACCAACAUUUUGAAUGACACAAGCAACCUCAAUAAGAUUUCUCGGGCAUUUGGUAAUGCCACUGUGCAGUUAUAUGGACUCACCUUCCAGUCACCUGAGAUUAAAAAUAUCACGGACCUGAAGCCUUUUGUUAACUGCAGUCGGUUUGCCAAUUACACUGCUGAGAUUAAUAAUGGUCAAUGGCAGUGUUUUGGACCAUGCAAAAUAUACCCUGAUUACUGUCAUCAUCAUGGUGAAUGUCUGAACGAUAUUUACAAAGGGCCCAUUUGCCUGGAGACAUUUACAACUUCAUCAUCCAUCGAGUCACAAUCUACAUCUUUUACCACGGUGACACCCACAGGAACAACUGAAUCAAAGGUGUCAACCUCAACUCUCACCACAAAUGAAGUUACCAAGAGUACCAACUCUGAUCAUUCCACAACCGAAUUUCCCGACAAGUACAGAGGUAUCAACCAGUUUACCUUCCAGAAUCCCAACAACCAGCACUCACACAAACACAACUCAGCUUCCACCAAGCAGCCAGUUAUCAUCUACAACAAUAAUGUCCUCACCCACAGAGACACAGUCUACAUCUCGGACAAUGGCAACACCCACAGGAACAACUGA
This is a messenger RNA of Thunnus maccoyii (southern bluefin tuna), 1158 nucleotides long. RefSeq lists its product as uncharacterized. The record is from RefSeq and is a predicted model, not a curated record. The transcript is spliced from 6 exons. The coding region runs from base 1 to 1158 and encodes 385 amino acids. Lineage: Eukaryota; Metazoa; Chordata; Actinopteri; Scombriformes; Scombridae.